Symbiodinium sp. CCMP2456 is the source of this 1707-nucleotide messenger RNA. Lineage: Eukaryota; Dinophyceae; Suessiales; Symbiodiniaceae. The record is from the annotation of a GenBank genome assembly.
AUGACCUGUCGAACUGCGUCCUCGUCUUCCUGCAUGCCGUGUGCAGCACUGCCGGUUGCAACGCCGGCACAGCGUCUCCAGGUUAGCCUCGUGCACACCCUCAAGUGGACAUUAGCUCUGCUGGUGUGCGUAUGGGCCGUUUGCCGACUGCGCCGGGCUCGUCAGCAGCCUCGGCGCAGGCUAAAGGGAUUUCCUGUUCCAGAGGACUACCGAGCAGCCGGUGUGAUCUUCUACACCGUGGACGAGCCACAGAACAUAGGACAGAUGUUGCUUGCUGUGGAGGAUCGAAAGGUCAGUUUGCGAGAGCUUGGUGUUGGCUCGGGUUCCGGCCAGAAAAGGGUGCUGCUGUUUCCACAAGGGAAGCGCGAGCAAGAGGAUGCGGACUUCGUCGCAACGGCACGCCGAGAAUUCAUCGAGGAAACAGGUGAUCCCACAAGUCUUUCUGGGUAUCUGGAAGGGAACGUGCUGUCUACGUGGUUUCCAGCAGCGAAAAUGGGCGUGGUAUUUUGCGAGGUUCCGGCGAGUGCAGCUGAGCCAUUCAGCCAAAGAGCACCUGCGCCACAGCCAGAACCACGCCCCAGGCGCCAGCAACCGCGACAGCAGGAAAAGCAGAGCCAGCAGAAGAAACCCUGGCCCUUGCAACCCGUCUGGGUCGAUGUUUCCUCGCUCCGCAGUGCUUUAAAAUCGAGCACAGGCCAAGUGGCAACGACUAUCGGACUGUUCCACCUGUUUCCAGUGACCAGGAAAUUCUUCCUGCUCGAUGAGGCUGCAGCGAGGUCCUGCAUGGAGACGUUUGAGAUUCUGUUUCGAUCUGUUUCUUCAGCUUGGUUUUUGCCCGGAUCGGGCAUGUCCAUAUGCGACAUGACUGCAAACAGCAAGACCGAGUCGACGACACGCAGUGCUAUCGAUUUCCGUGACGUCAUCGCUCAGAAGAGCGAACUUGUUCGAUUCUUGUGCGCCAUGCUCUCCGUCUCGGUCUGGCAAGGCCAGGGCCAGGGCCAGGGCCAGGUCGGCCUCUGUCGAUCUGCCACGGCGGCGAAGGCCACGCUGGUUUCCCCGAGGCGAGGGCCGCUGUGUGGGGGAAUCGAAAGCGUCGGCCUGGUCGCGAGCGCUGUCCUUCUCAGAGGACGGAAGCACAGACUUGGAAGGACCGCAAGGGCUGCUUCUGCAGGUUCCUUAUUUCUGCUUCCGGAUGGGCGUGACAUCCGUGUACUCACCAACGAGGGAGAAGUGAAACUCGCCGUCGCGGCAGAAGUUGCCAGUUGUUCAAGUGCUGCAAUCGCGGAGAAAGGUGCCUUCUCAAUUUGCGUGCCUGGUAGCUUCGGACCAGCGGAUGGGAAGGAGCUUUCAGGUGCCCAGCUCAUCGGAGAGUCAAUCGCAACACUCUCCGGGGAAGCUGACUUCGACAAGUGGCACGUCUUCUUUGCCGGCGAGAGAUUGGACGGCCAGGAGUCCUUCCUGCUGGCGAAGAAGCUCUGGAUAGACAGCUGUGGAAUUCCGGAAUCUCAGGUUCAUCCGGUUCCGCAGGGUAUUCCUGCAGAGGGGGCUGCAGCUCAAUACACGGCGGAAAUUUGCAUGCAGGAUGAGACCAUCCUGGUAGACAGCGAUCAGGGCCUCCCUGCGCUCGACCUGCUCCUUCUCGACAUGGCCAAAGAUGGUACCGUUGGGCGUUUGAAGCCAAACUCGUUGCGAACUCAGGCUCUGUAG